GGUAGUAACACAUCAGUAAAGUCUCCUUUGUCCUAAUGGGCGCUGAUCAUGUGUGGAAGUCACUGCUCACAAAACCAACUCAUGUAGUCAGAACUAAUUAACCUAUUUAUUAAUCAUUGGACAGAUAAUGUUUUAAUACAUAGUAAAUUCUUUACAACAAUUUUCAGUCCACUUGGCCAUCAGACGAGUGGUUAAAAAGUUGUUUUUUUCAUCACCGCAGCUUCUCAUUGAAGCAUCCAGGCUUUAGAGUGAGUUUCAGUUAAUCCAGAAGUUUGUUCCGUAUGGAUAUCAGUGCUGCAUUGUGGGAAAUGUGGCUGUAUCAGGAUGAAGGAAGUUCCCUCUGAAGCAGGGAGUGUCUGCAUAUAAAAUGGUCUGCAGUUCUCUGCUUCAUAGGUCAGAAGCUUGUUUAUUUUGUCUCUGUGGCUACGUUCAGUCCCAACGAAAUUAUCUGAACUUUUAUUGCAAAAAAAAAAAAGAAAAGAAAAGAAAGAAAGAAUAAAGAAAAAAAAAAGCUCCAGUAAUUGGCAUGCAUCAUCUUGUACAGAUUACUGUUUUGAACUUCCCUCUCUAUUUCAUCAAUUUUCCAGUCAGUUGAACGUCAACAAAUGCUAGUAUUAAUGAUAAAUUUAUUCAUUUAUUUGAUUUUUUUCCUUCAUUUUAGUAGUUAAUUUAUUCACAAGCUCAAAAUCUUUAAAAUAAAGGGCACUGCUCACUUGUUGAUUUUUUUGGCCCGUUUUAAUGACACCUAUACUGUGCUUCAUGAACUGUACACUUAUACAGCAUCACACACACACACACACACACACACACAAACACACAUACACACUUAAGAUCCAAUGAAAAGGGGGGAAUUUUUAAUUGGAUGAACAAAUAAAUAACAAACAAAAAAAAACAAUCAUGAACAAAUUUAGCUGCUUAAACGGGACUGCUAGCCAACGCUGGUUGAGAAGCCUUUAUUUACUGUCUAAUUAUUUGCACUGUAGAUGCCAUGUCCUCUUCUAUGACCAUGGAAGGCCCCCGCAGUGCUUUUUCCACCUCUUCCAGCUCCACAAAGCAUUCCAGUUCUUCAGCAAAUGACCAGAAGCCAAUUCAGAGUGGCAAUGUUGACCCAGAGGACACCAGGAACUGCAGGACGGUACCAGAGGUUGUCGGAGCAGAUAGUGGGAAUGGUAACAGCAGCAGUGGUGGUAGCUGCAGGGGUACCAGUGAGCUUGGAGGAGGGAGAGGUGUAACAUCCCAGGAGGCCCAGCCACAUCACCAGAUGACCCCGUCAAAGCGCCGGACUGUACUGAACAUCUCUCCGCCUCCACAAGACCUGUUUGAUGAUAGUCGUAUGUCCUGUCAGGAAGAAACAUCCCUGGACUCAGAGCAGAGCAACAGCAUCUGGAUGGAUGACUCUCUCUCCAACUUUAGCAUCAUGAGCAGCGUCUCUUACAAUGACAACACAGAGGUGCCACGGAAGUCCCGAAAACGUACCCCUCGCCAAAGACCUGGGCCUAAGACUGUGCCCACAGAGGAGGCCAGCAUGGACGUGUUUGAUGCAGACAGUGCCAAAGGUCCACACUUUGUUCUGUCACAACUAGGCCCCGACAACAAGACCGGGCAAAAAGGAAGUUCUCAAGAUGAUCCUCAGUCAACUAACCAGAAAGGAGGAACUCUUUCGAUACAAUACCCGCAGAAGAGUGAGGGGAAGGAGCUGAAGAUCCUGGUCCAGCCUGAGACUCAGCACAGAGCCCGCUAUCUGACUGAAGGCAGCAGGGGAUCAGUGAAGGACCGCACUCAGCAGGGCUUCCCUACUAUAAAGCUGGAGGGGGUGAAUGAUCCAGUGGUAUUGCAAGUGUUCGUGGGCAACGAUACCGGCCGUGUUAAGCCUCAUGGAUUUUACCAAGCUUGCAGAGUGACUGGCCGCAACACCACAACCUGCAAAGAGGUGGACAUUGAUGGCACAACUGUCAUUGAAGUCUCCCUAGAUCCAAGCACUAGCAUGACACUAGCGGUGGACUGUGUUGGGAUCUUGAAACUCCGUAAUGCUGAUGUCGAGGCUCGCAUCGGUGUGGCUGGGUCGAAGAAGAAGAGCACACGUGCUAGGCUGGUGUUUCGGGUCAACAUCCCCCGUCCAGAUGGUUCAGUGCUGACACUACAAACUCCAUCAUCUCCAAUCCUGUGUACCCAACCUGCAGGGGUGCCUGAAAUCCUGAAGAAGUCAUUACACAGUUGCUCAGUGAGGGGGGGAGAUGAAGUCUUUAUUAUUGGCAAGAAUUUCCUUAAAGACACCAAAGUCAUAUUUCACGAGAAUGUCUCUGAUGAGAAAUCGUGGAAGGCAGAGGCUGAAAUCGACAUGGAGCUUUUUCACCAGAAUCACUUGAUAGUCAAGGUUCCUCCGUACCAGAACCAAGCCAUCACCUCUGCAGUAUGUGUGGGGGUCUACGUGGUGACCAACGCGGGGAGAUCCCAUGACGUUCAGCCUUUUACCUACACUGCAGAGUCAGCAAAGAAUGAUGUUUCCGUGAAGACAGAGGCGCCCUCUCCAGUGAAGACUUGUUCUUUUGAUGAACAAAUUAAAGUUCUAGAUAGUGCCUUGAUGCCCUCAAUGUUGCCUCUUGUGAAAAGAGAAGAAGUCACUCCGAUGGAGGUAACCAGCAACCUCCAGUCCUCUGGAGUAUUUAAGCAGACUGGUGACCUGUGUCCAACCCAACAGAACCCAGACAUGGCUGCAGGCCAUCUAAAUAAGAACAGACCAUUCUCCAACAACCUGUCUCAGCCUGCAGGUGACCCUGACAAAGGCCAGGCUCCUGUUUUUACCAAUACAGAGCCUUUAAGCACCAUCCAGAAGCAGGACAUUGCUGCCACCAGCUCAUACACUGUGCCAGCAGACUCCCUGCUCCAACAAGGCUCACAGCAGUUCCUCUUGGAACCAAGAGAGGGCCUCGGACAGGAGAGGCCAGGCAGUGGCUCUGGAUCUGUGGGAAGGCUGUGUGGUGAACCUCCACCUCAACAGCAGCAGCUACCCAUGUUCCCCCCAGAUGAAGUGGCCCAGUUGGAGGAGGCAGUGAGACAACUUAAAGCCAAAGGGUUCUGUCGCUUACCACUUCAGCCUGACAACUCAAUGGCCAAACAGCAGCAACACAUGCAGCACCAACAACAGAUCCAAAAACAGCAAAUUCAGCAGCAGCAGCAGCAGCAACACCAACAAAUACAGCAACAACAGCUUCAGCAGCAGCAGCAGCAACAGCAGGCUUUGGAGAAUCUACAGCAGCAGCUGUUUCAGUCGCAGAUCCAAAUGCAGUGUGGCAUGUUUCAGGAUGCCUCUCAGGGCAAGAAUGCAGAGCAGCAGGGCUCAUCACAAGGAGUAGUACCAAACCAAGGGACCCUUUUCCAGCAGGCUCAGCAGCAGCAACAGCAGCAGCAGCAACAGCAGCAACAAGCAGCUCUGUUUCAGCAGGCAAAUGACCUGCUCUCUAUUCAGACCAACUUCCUCCAGCAGACCCCCUCACACCCGUCACCACCAAUGUUCCACAAUCCCAGUUCUUUGGCUGAAACUCAAGAUCCACAAGGGGCUCUGUUUCAUACUCAGAAAGCCUCUCACACUCAGGAGCAGGUCCAGGCUGCUCUAUUCCAAAACACCAUGACAGUACUACAGUCCCCAGACCAACAGCCCUCAACCCCAAGUCUUUUCCUUCCUCAGACAUCCCUGGCGUCUCAGCUUACAACCAGCAGUGCUCAACAACAACAACAGCAGCAGCAGCAACAACAGCAGCAGCAACAGCAGCAGCAGCAGCAGCAGCAGCUGGCCUUUCUCAGUGCUCUGCAGACCCCUGCCCCUGAACCUCAGUCAGUGUUUCAGGCUCAGACCCAGCUAUCUCCUAUUCAACAGAGAAGCCCCAUAGAUCAGCAACAGCCUUCCCAGCCUCAGCCCCACACACAACCAGCUCAGCAGGCAUCUCUGUUUCAGAGCAUCUCCCAACAUCCAGCUGCAAACACACUUUCUCCGGGCCAGCAGCAACAACAGCAGGCCGGCCUACUGUUCUGUAACAACCCCCUGUCCACUGCAGACCAGACCUCCAAUCUCCUGUUCAGCAGCCAGGGCCAGAUGCCUCCAUUGACAAGCAGCAGUCUAGUUUCCCAGGAGCCCCAAAACCCAUCUCUGCUUUUUUCCCAAGCCAACAUGGUGACAGUGAACCAGCGGGAUCGCUCUGAGCCCAUGGCCUUAGGGAAUCCUGCUGAUCCACGCCAGCAAGUGCUGUUUCAGGACCAACAGCCGAUGCAGCUUGGCAGCAGCUCUAACACCCGACAGGAGCAGCCCGUGGGCCUCUUCAUGCCUCAGUCUAACAUGGCCUCUCUGCAGGGGGGAAUGGCUGCUCAGGAGCUUGCACAGUCAGCCAUGUUUGCCUCACAGAACGGUGUUUCGAACCUCCAGACGACCACCUCUUCACCUGUUCAGCAGCCAGGGACUCUGUUUCAGUCCGCUGUCAGUGGGACCAUCAAUCAGCCCAGCCAGCCUCAACAACCUGGUCUCUUUCUGUUUGGUAUUCAGAAUGAAUGUGGCCAGCUGAUGAACACUCCUGGAAACACACUCUCGGAUCAGAUUAUAGCCAUCAGCCAGUCUGGUCAGAACCAAAGAGAGAGUGAAGCACGCAUUCAGUCACUGCUCAACCAGUCGCUGUCACAGUCUGCGACUGUGCAGAACAGCAUAGCUGCCUCUCAGAACAUGGAGAAGAUUGAUGACCUGCUGGUCAGCUUGCAAGAGUCGGGCAGCAACUUAACACGUUCAUACUAACCUUUAAACAGGAUUUGUCUUUCAUUUUUUAACGAUAAUAUUCAUUGUAAAAUUUAAAGAAAAAAGUCUGUUGAUAAUUUACUGCACAUUACGUACUUAUAUCUGAUCAUCAAUUGUUUUGCUGCGCUAUUAACACAUGACUUGGUCCCCUUCAGGACUGAGUAUUUAUUAGGAAAGAACAUUGAAGGUGAGAAACGGCAUUUGGCCCUUUUUAUCAGCUUUUCCUCUGGAAAGACAGUAAUUUAGUGGCCUUGUUAUUCAUGUAACAUGAAGUUUUGUUCAUAUCUAUAUAGAUGUCAGUGAUGUUGAUCUUUCGGUUCCAGUGGUGUUUUCUAAAGGGUUCUCCAAAGUGUCUAGUGUUUUCCAUGAAUAGUGUUCCCUUUAAUAUGUCUGUUGUAAUUUCUUUUAUCGUGUUUCCUGGUUGCAUGGAGGGUGAAGUGUGUGUUAUGGAAGGAAGGUUUUGACAGCAUGUGGUAUGUAUAGUUGAAGGUAGAAUGGGUUGAAUCUUUUUUUCAUUAGGAUCCAACAGUGCAGAAAGUGUAUGGAGAUGAAAGAAGGUUAGAAGCAGAAAGUAGAAAGGGAAGUAUGUAGGCAUGUGGGUGCUUAUUUUUUAAUAGUGUAGCAACAAGCUUGCCUCUGAUAAUAUAAAUGAACUCACUCUAGCUGUCUCUUAUAGCCCACAGUGACUUUGGUUUUCAUUGAUUAAUACAAUAAUAUGCAAGAAGAAACUUGGCUCAGUAGGUGUAUGACCUCAUAUUAUGGCUUUUGUUCACCAUCUACAGCCCAGUUAAAUUAAGCUGAUCCCAGCUUGUUUGGUACAAUAAUGCCUAUUAAAGAUUUGUAGUUCAGCAGUGUCACCACCAGCUGUGGAUGAAUCAUAUCACUCAAUAUCAGUAAGCAAACAU
Messenger RNA from Scomber japonicus (chub mackerel), 5682 nucleotides. RefSeq names its product nuclear factor of activated T cells 5b (gene nfat5b). The record is from RefSeq and is a predicted model, not a curated record. NCBI's taxonomy places the organism in Eukaryota, Metazoa, Chordata, Actinopteri, Scombriformes, Scombridae. The transcript is spliced from 12 exons. Gene Ontology annotation, biological process: calcineurin-NFAT signaling cascade; regulation of transcription by RNA polymerase II; cytokine production. The coding region runs from base 989 to 4777 and encodes 1262 amino acids. Gene Ontology annotation, cellular component: transcription regulator complex. Gene Ontology annotation, molecular function: RNA polymerase II cis-regulatory region sequence-specific DNA binding; DNA-binding transcription factor activity, RNA polymerase II-specific; transcription factor binding.